Messenger RNA from Trichogramma pretiosum, 1957 nucleotides. Its product is annotated as tubulin alpha-1 chain-like. The coding region runs from base 211 to 1602 and encodes 463 amino acids. The record is from RefSeq and is a predicted model, not a curated record. Gene Ontology annotation, biological process: mitotic cell cycle; microtubule cytoskeleton organization. NCBI's taxonomy places the organism in Eukaryota, Metazoa, Arthropoda, Insecta, Hymenoptera, Trichogrammatidae. Gene Ontology annotation, molecular function: GTP binding; structural constituent of cytoskeleton. The transcript is spliced from 4 exons. Gene Ontology annotation, cellular component: cytoplasm; microtubule.
AGCUUUGAUCGUCCGUCCGCGUUGCUCCGCGCUACUACUACUACUAGCAAAUAGGCACGCGCUCGCUACGCAGCGAUUAAUAAGUAGUAACGUGCAUAAUAAACGCAGUGGCAGUGCAACCGUUACACAGUAUUAUAAUUAUAAUCGUAUUAUAUUAUAGUUAUUGAUUUCGGUGCUCGACGAGCGUCGAUAAAAUAGAUAUAUAAGAAAAUGAACAGACGAGGCAACUCGAUGUUUAAUUUUAGCAUACACCGCGAGUGCAUAUCGGUACACGUGGGCCAAGCCGGAGUCCAGAUCGGUAACGCCUGCUGGGAGCUCUACUGCCUCGAGCAUGGCAUCCAGCCCGACGGCCAGAUGCCGUCCGACAAGAUGAUCGGCGGUGGCGACGACAGCUUCAACACCUUCUUCAGCGAGACCGGAGCCGGCAAGCAUGUGCCCCGCGCCGUCUUUGUCGAUCUCGAGCCCACCGUCGUUGACGAGGUGCGCACCGGCACCUAUCGCCAGCUCUUCCACCCGGAGCAGCUCAUCACCGGCAAGGAGGACGCGGCGAACAAUUACGCCCGCGGCCACUACACCAUCGGCAAGGAGAUCGUCGACCUGGUGCUCGACCGCAUUCGCAAGCUCGCCGAUCAGUGCACCGGUCUCCAGGGCUUCCUCAUCUUUCACUCGUUCGGCGGCGGCACCGGCUCGGGCUUCACCUCCCUCCUCAUGGAGCGCCUGUCCGUCGACUACGGCAAAAAGUCCAAGCUCGAGUUCGCCAUCUAUCCGGCGCCCCAGGUGUCGACCGCCGUGGUCGAGCCCUACAACUCCAUCCUGACGACUCACACGACCCUGGAGCACUCGGACUGCGCGUUCAUGGUCGACAACGAGGCCAUCUACGACAUCUGCCGAAGGAAUCUCGAUAUCGAGCGACCUACUUACACCAAUUUGAAUAGGCUGAUCGGACAGAUCGUCUCGUCGAUCACGGCCUCGCUGCGUUUCGACGGCGCCCUCAACGUCGAUCUCACCGAGUUCCAGACCAACUUGGUGCCCUACCCGAGGAUCCACUUCCCGCUGGUCACCUACGCCCCGGUCAUCUCCGCCGAGAAGGCCUACCACGAGCAGCUGUCCGUGGCCGAGAUCACGAACGCCUGCUUCGAGCCGGCCAAUCAGAUGGUCAAGUGCGAUCCGCGCCACGGCAAGUACAUGGCCUGCUGCAUGUUGUAUCGUGGCGACGUCGUGCCCAAGGACGUCAACGCCGCCAUCGCCACGAUCAAGACCAAGCGCACCAUCCAGUUCGUCGACUGGUGCCCGACCGGUUUCAAGGUUGGCAUCAAUUAUCAGCCGCCCACUGUGGUGCCGGGCGGCGAUCUGGCCAAGGUGCAGCGAGCCGUCUGCAUGCUGUCCAACACGACGGCCAUCGCCGAGGCCUGGGCCAGGCUCGAUCACAAGUUCGAUCUCAUGUACGCGAAGCGCGCCUUCGUCCACUGGUACGUCGGCGAGGGCAUGGAGGAGGGCGAGUUUUCCGAGGCCCGCGAGGAUCUCGCGGCUCUCGAGAAGGACUACGAGGAGGUCGGUCUCGACUCCAUCGACGCCGAGGGCGAGGGUGCCGACGAGUAUUGAGAAGCCUUCUCCUUCUCUUUUUUCCCCUCCCGUCACUUCUCAUUAUAUUAUACACACACUCGUGCUAGGAUUUUUACACUGUACUGCUGUAUUUUUUUUUCUUUUAUUCGUCGAGAGGAUCGAAGGCUGGCCAAAAGUCGUUUGCUUUUAUAAAUUCGAUUUUCAUCUCUUGUAUAACUGUGUACGGUGUACGACACGAUAAUGCAAAUAUGCGAUCAACGACGAGCAUUAUAUAAUUAUCAUUUGAAUCGUGAGGAAAAAUUGUAACCUUUUCUUUCCAUGUAUUAUAUAGAUUAUGUUACUUAUUUGUAUACGUCAAGUGAGCGAUAAAGCAAAUUUGUUAAUUCUCAUAAAA